Molecule: messenger RNA, 2836 nt
Organism: Homo sapiens (human)
Lineage: Eukaryota; Metazoa; Chordata; Mammalia; Primates; Hominidae
Gene: STRA8
Product: stimulated by retinoic acid 8
Exons: 8
Coding region: 1526-2665 (379 amino acids)
Biological process (GO): cellular response to retinoic acid; meiotic cell cycle
Cellular component (GO): nucleus; cytoplasm
Molecular function (GO): protein dimerization activity
Source: RefSeq, a predicted model, not a curated record
GCCCUGUUCCAAAAAGCAAAACAAGGGAAAGUUGAUACACUGGGGAAGACCAGAUUAUUGAUGAGAAGUUGUUUUCUGAGCUAAAAAGUGUUUCAACAUCCCACACUGCCUGAUUGGGUUUACCAUCUCAUUGGCCUAUUUUCCAUACUAUAGCAUAGUGGGAAAGGUGUCUUCCAUCUCCCUUCCUCAUAACCCCUUAAUGAAGAUUGUUUCCAGCUGCUGCCAGCUGGGGUGAUGCUUGACACACAAAUCAAGAGUUAGCGGUGGCUCUCAAAGUGUGAAAGUAUAGGAAUCACCCUGGGAGCUGCACGCUGGGUUCAGAUCCGAUGUUUUCAAGGCAGGGCCUGGGCAUGUGUAUUUUCAACAGUCUCUGCAGGUGACACUAACAUACCUCAAAAUUAACAAACCCCUGGCGGAGGUCAUGCAUUGUCUCUGUAUGGACUGAGCUCAGCAGGGAGUAGACCUAGCAGAAACCGCUCACUGUAAUUCACCAGAAACUCCAGUACUGAGCACCUAAUGGGGGCCAGGCUCUGUGUUACGCACUGAGGGUACAGAAGUGACGAAGUCGCAGCCUCCCUGUCCAAAGAGCAGACAGGCUAGUGGGGAGUAGAUCUCUGAGUAGUGGGGUGAGGCCUGAUGGAAGGGUCUAUGGCUCAGGUAAAAGGCCCUGGCCCCUGUAUCUUAUUAAAACAAUUACAUGUCAGUCCCAGAAUCGCCUCUCCUAGGGAAGGGCUUCUGGCUUGUAAGCUCAGAUGUAACAAAGAAGGACACAGUGAUCAUCUCCAGAACCCACUAGAGGCAAGAUAAGGCAAAAUGGGUUUCAGUUCUCUGUCGUCAGGUGACUUUUGCUUGCACAGGUGGUAAAGUGAAUUUUCUUAUUUUCUUUUUUAUGUUUUUCCUUGAGGUAUAUCACAGAAAAAUUCUCGAGUCUAAAGUGUACCCCUUGAGGGAUUUUUUUUUCAUAUGCAUACACCUGUGUAACUACUAUCCACAUCAAAGAGGGGGCAUUCUUGAGGUAGAAAAGACCUCACAGUGGGGACAAGUACCUGUUCAGCUUUGAACAGACUAAAGUAAAGCCUGAGAUCUCAGGGUACAGCUGCUCUCCUUGGCCACGCGUAAAAUUAACCCCUGAAAUUAACAAGUGUCUGGUGAGUAUCUGCAAUGUGUUGGAACCUUUCCAGGUAAGUUCCAGGGCCCCUCAACUCUUAAGUCCUAUAUGGGUGGUUUGCAGUUUUAGGAGUUGAAUUUCAAAAACAGAAUUUGUGUUGACCCUGUAUAAUCUCCAUCUGCUUUUCUUAAUUAGCAAUUGACCAACAUCACCUUCAAAGGGCUUUUGUAAACUUCUCAAAUUUCUCUCACUGUAAAUCUUGCCAAUAACUGAAUUCAUGAGGGAGUGAAUUUGGGGCCUUUACUUGGGAAGGGUACCUCCUUUCUGCCUGCCUCAAUUUGCCUUCCUUUUCCUUUAAUAUUGUAUUUUUAUUAUCUAGGGCAAAAAAAAAAGCAUACUAUUACAUUACAGCUUAUAAUGGCAACCCCUGAAGAAAACAGCAAUCCCCAUGACAGAGCAACACCCCAGCUGCCAGCACAGCUGCAGGAGCUUGAGCAUCGGGUGGCCCGGAGACGGCUGUCCCAGGCCCGCCACCGAGCCACCCUGGCAGCGCUCUUCAACAACCUCAGGAAGACAGUGUACUCUCAGUCUGAUCUCAUAGCCUCAAAGUGGCAGGUUCUGAAUAAGGCAAAGAGUCAUAUUCCAGAACUGGAGCAAACCCUGGAUAAUUUGCUGAAGCUGAAAGCAUCCUUCAACCUGGAAGAUGGGCAUGCAAGCAGCUUAGAGGAGGUCAAGAAAGAAUAUGCCAGCAUGUAUUCUGGAAAUGACAGCCUGCUUUCAAACAGUUUUCCUCAGAAUGGUUCCUCCCCUUGGUGCCCAACUGAGGCAGUCAGGAAGGAUGCUGAGGAGGAGGAAGAUGAGGAAGAGGAAGAUCAAGAAGAAGAGGAGGAGGAAGAAGAAGAGGAGGAGGAGGAAGAGGAGGAAGAGGAAGAGGAGGAGGAGGAAGAGGAGAAAAAAGUGAUCUUAUACUCCCCAGGAACUUUGUCGCCUGACCUCAUGGAAUUUGAACGGUAUCUCAACUUUUACAAACAGACGAUGGACCUUCUGACUGGCAGCGGGAUCAUUACCCCGCAGGAGGCGGCGCUGCCCAUCGUCUCCGCGGCCAUCUCCCACCUGUGGCAGAACCUCUCGGAGGAGAGGAAGGCCAGCCUCCGGCAGGCCUGGGCGCAGAAGCACCGCGGCCCUGCGACCCUGGCGGAGGCCUGCCGAGAGCCGGCCUGUGCCGAGGGCAGCGUGAAGGACAGCGGCGUGGACAGCCAGGGGGCCAGCUGCUCGCUGGUCUCCACGCCCGAGGAGAUCCUUUUUGAGGAUGCCUUUGAUGUGGCAAGCUUCCUGGACAAAAGUGAGGUUCCGAGUACAUCUAGCUCCAGUUCAGUGCUUGCCAGCUGCAACCCAGAAAACCCAGAGGAGAAGUUUCAGCUCUAUAUGCAGAUCAUCAACUUUUUUAAAGGCCUUAGCUGUGCAAACACUCAAGUAAAGCAGGAAGCAUCCUUUCCCGUUGAUGAAGAGAUGAUCAUGUUGCAGUGCACAGAGACCUUUGACGAUGAAGAUUUGUAAUGCAGAAGAGGAGCUGCGAGGGGAGGGACUGAAUGAGGUGGGCAGUUCCCAAGGUUGAAUGCUGGCAGCUAAGGUUGCACCUGCCUUGGCCUCCAGGACUCUUUGGAGUGGGUUGUUCCAGAAGCAUUUUGAUGAUUUUAGUUUCUGAUUAUUAUAAAGUAUAAGAGAAGC